UGGCUGUUCACGUCCCCUCCCCGCAAUUUUGUUUGCUUUUCUCACUCCCUUUAUGUCGCCACAACCAUUUACUUCCACCACCACCUUUUCUGGUUUCGCUCAUGAGUUUGACCCCAUUUUUGUUCCCUCGCCCUCUAUGGGACAUUUCCUUCUCUCCCUCCCCGCCAUUCAAACUUUUCCUGUUUCAUAGCCCCAUUUCCCCCCCCCCGUCCCAUCCUUUCCCCAUGGAUCAGAAGUUGCUGCUGCUAUUAUUAUUAUUAUCAUCCCUAUAUCUGAAAUGAAUUUUUUUUUAAUACUUGAAGCCUUUCCUGUCUUAUCUCCCUGGCAGGAAAAACUUUGCAUUUUCAUCUCAGGCUUCUGUUGAAGGGUCAGGAACAGUUACACGAAGAAGAAAAACGAGUGCUCUAUUCUCUACCCCCCCUUCUCAUCUCCCUGCAUUGCCUCCCACUUUACUCCCCUGCAGUGUGGGUUUGUUUGCUGGCUUCAUCCUUGUUUUCUCACGCUGCUGCCAACAGUUAUUUCUCCUUCUCUAUCAUUAUUCCAUCCUCCUUCAUGUAGCCCUUCUGAAAGUAUCCCCAUUUCUCCCCUUUGUCUCUUAGUCUCGUGAUCAGGCCCAUAGGUAGCCUAAAAGUUUGGGCGGGAAGUAGGAGGAGCCAGAAAAAAAUCUGGAAUAAAUUUAAUAUCUUUUUUCCUAAAAAAAGUAGGGAGGAGAAAGGUGUUAGUGAGCAGAGCUCCCACGUUUAUGAAUCCUCCAUUUGUCCUCGCACUGCUCUCCUUUCAUCUCCCUAUUAUUGUUUUUUUAUCUCUAUGUUCCACAGCCUGACCUUUACAGAAAACUCCCCUACCCCUUCCACAUUGGUUUCCUUUUCCCUCAGCUUCCCUUUUGCUCUCCUCAUAGGCUUUCUCUCACCUUCUGCCCCAAAUGCUUCAGAGGAAAAUACCCUGGAAAGGAGCACAUUUGGGGGCCAGGAAUAGCCAGGGAUAUAAGGAAUAAGUUGGAGAUGUUAAAUCCUGUUGUCAAGACAAUAUUGCAUAACUAUGAUACCCAGGACACGACAACAACAACAAAAAAGGAUGAUGACUCGGACAGUGAAGGGGCUGAACAUGUGGCUCUGGUGUGGCCAGGAUCAGAGAAACCCAAUGGCUCUCCGGAUCCCACUGAUGAAUUCUUCCAAACGACACGUGGCAUCCGUGAAACCCUGAAGACUCUGGAAGGCAAAGUGAAGGAUCUAGAGAAACACCAGUCUACCAUUUUGGCCACACCCAUCCCUGAGGAGAGCAUGAAGCAAGACCUACAAAAGCUACGUGAGGAGAUCAAGGAGUUAGCAAAAGACAUUCGGACCCGCCUGAAGAGAAUUGAGCCCAAGAAGGAUGAGGAAGAUGAGAACAGAAAUUCCAUCAGCACUCGUAUGAAGAGGACCCAGCACGGAAUCCUGUCCCAACAGUUCUUGGAUCUUAUCAACAAAUGCAACUCGACACAGUCAGAGUACCGAGACCGGAAUCUGGACCGCAUCAGGCGGCAGCUGCAGAUUACUGGCAGUGGGGCAGUAUCGGAUGAAGAGCUGGACCAGAUGCUGGAGAGCGGUCAGACCGAGGUCUUUGUCUCCAAUAUCAUGAAGGAUACACAAAUGACAAAGCAGGCUCUGAAUGAAAUCGAGACACGGCACAGUGAAAUCCUGAAACUGGAGCGCAGCAUCCAUGAGCUACAUGAUAUGUUCACAUACCUGGCCACAGAAGUGGAGCUGCAGGGAGAGAUGAUUGACAGGAUAGAGAAGAACAUUCUGGAUUCAGAGGACUACGUCAAGAAAGGACAGAAAAACCUCCAAACCGCACAGCAGAACCAAAAGAAAGCACGCAAGGGUUUAACUCCAGCUUCAUCUCCAUUCUGGAAUGGCUGCUCCCUGCUGUGGGAGGCCUUCGCACUGAUAGAUGGCUGGUGAAGACAUGUUCUGUCCUCGCCCAGUCCUGAAAGCACAUGCUGCCUGUGGCUGCCUCUUUUCCUGUUGCCCAGAAUCAAGAAUCUCCUGAUUUUCCUGUAUCCAAAAUUGUUUCCAGGUGCCUAUAACUCUCAAGAUCUAGAGCAAGCUCUAUGCUUUGUUUUUGAACUUCCUAGUUUGUUAUUUUCUUGUGGCUUAUAGCGCUUGAAUUGUGUGUUUCUCCCCCAGUCUCUUCUGUGCCCUUUAGCCACCCACAAGUAGAUGGUCAAUUCCUAUCUAUAACACUUUCUUUACAGAUACCUCACUGAUACUCCCUCCCCAGUGAAUUCUAGACAGUGUCUCAUCUUGAGACGUCCAGGUUCAAGGCAGCUGUUAUAGUUCCUAACUCUUUUCUUAGGAAACAUCCUCUGCCAUAGUUUUUUUUUUCCCAAUCACACUUUUACUACGUGCCAUGGCACUUUUUUGCAGAUUCUCUCUUUGUCUCACAAGGUAUUGUAUGUCUUUACUAAAGAGCAAAAGGGUAGGUGGAUAUUCUACAGAAUUUGGUGGCGAUGUGUUUGCUCCUUCACAUCCACAGACCUAUCCCUAUUAAAUGUACCCAUGAGGGAGGCAGUGUGAACCUGAAUCUGACACUGUUGCCUUCAUCCUGAGCUGUGUUGUGAGAUUUUUGGAGGCCUUUGAUAUGUACAUAGGGUCUGUUUCAGUUGAAGCAGAGGGCUGUCACAGUUGGCUAAAUGUUCGUUUUUGCUAGGCUGUUUGCCUACUGCUUUCAGUUUUAAAAUCAACGCUUUCUAUGUGCCUCCCUCCCUCUCUGUUAUGCUCUGCCCAGCCUCCAUGUCCCUGGUGCCUUAGGAGUUACGUGAACACACCCUUCUGAGCCUAUGUAUUAGCUUCAGCUUCUCCUUGAAUAUGUUUGUUCUCUUUUCACAAUGAAUUAAUAGAUAAUCCCAGUGCCAACCUGAAAGGUAUUGGGAUAAAAACGCAUCCUCAGGAAACUUGAAUGCAGGCCUUGACCUGCCUGGCUUCAAAACAUCCCCAAGGGGCCAGGGGGAGUCAGGGUCUUGAAAGGAGGGUUAUAGCAAGGAAUAACAGUCAGAACACCUGGGAUUUGUCUGUCUGGCUGUUGCAAGUCUAGCUGAAGAGGGUGGGAACAUCAUGGAGAAAAUGGAAAACACCUUUUGGCCUUGUUUCUGAAAAUCUGGUAUUUUACUACUUGGGGAAAAGAAGACUUGUCCAAAUCAAAGCAUUAAGCAAAAUGUUCCAGUUGCCUUGGAGAUGAAUGUAUUAAAAAAAAAGAAAAGCAGCCUGACUCAAAUUAUUUUGUAAUAUAAAAAUAAAAGCACUUUUUAAAAUG
Molecule: messenger RNA, 3291 nt
Organism: Rhineura floridana
Lineage: Eukaryota; Metazoa; Chordata; Lepidosauria; Squamata; Rhineuridae
Gene: STX4
Product: syntaxin 4
Exons: 10
Coding region: 1002-1940 (312 amino acids)
Biological process (GO): vesicle fusion; intracellular protein transport; exocytosis
Cellular component (GO): SNARE complex; endomembrane system; plasma membrane
Molecular function (GO): SNARE binding; SNAP receptor activity
Source: RefSeq, a predicted model, not a curated record